AUGCCAAAAACAAGAGCAGUCACUCAUGCUGACCUUGCCCCAAAUCCUGGAAGCACGCAUUUGGGUAGCAAAGCAGCUGCCUUCCUUAUGAUCCUGACCAUUGUCUGUUGCUUAUUUUGCUUCGUUCUUUGCAUCAUAGCUGAAGCAAAUCGUUCGCAGAUGGCAUGGGUCAUGAUCAAGUCUCACAGUAAAGAAAACAUUAACGAUAAUCUUCAGUGUAUAUACAAGGGCAGUGGCAAGACGCCAUUGCUGUGUGGUGCUAUCGCAUUUGUAGGACUAGCAUCUGCCAUGGUGUUGGAACAUAUUUACUUGUUGGUUAUUGUCAGUAAAACUCCGCCUCCGAUUGCUUGGGAUCCUGAUUCUGCUUUUACCAAGAACAUAACAUGGCAAGCAGGCUUUUUCUUCGUUACAACUUGUACUACUACUGUUCCUAACUACAGGAUAUGCUUCGCUGUUGGAGAGAUGUUGUUGUUAUUUGGGGUGGCUGUGGAAUCAGGCCAUUUGAAGGAUUGGUAUCGACCCAGGCCGAAUUGCCUCAUCGUUAAAGAAGGCUUGUUCUCUGUUGCAGGAGUCUUCGCAUUGUUAGCAGGUUUCUUUGCCUUUGGGCUAUACUUGAUUGCAUUGCGUGCACUAAGAAUGUCCAAAGUGCACGAAAACACACGGCCAGAGAUUCUUGAAGCCUCUGCGGCCUUCUACGUAUUUCCGCCAAGGUCUCUUCGACAUGGCAACAGUGCCACUGCCAGAGAGAAUCAGAAUGAGCAAACCAUCACGCCCACAACAAUAGGCACUUAA
Dovyalis caffra is the source of this 792-nucleotide messenger RNA. The record is from the annotation of a GenBank genome assembly. NCBI's taxonomy places the organism in Eukaryota, Viridiplantae, Streptophyta, Magnoliopsida, Malpighiales, Salicaceae.